This is a messenger RNA of Dicrocoelium dendriticum, 414 nucleotides long. NCBI's taxonomy places the organism in Eukaryota, Metazoa, Platyhelminthes, Trematoda, Plagiorchiida, Dicrocoeliidae. The record is from the annotation of a GenBank genome assembly.
CGCGUCCGUGGAAUACUUGUCACAGCAUGCCAUUCGUCGCCCCAAAAACGGAGAAGUGCGUCCGUUGUGGAAAAUCGGUAUACGCCAACGAACGUAUCGAAGCAGGGGACAAAAUUUGGCACAGGCUGUGCUUUCGUUGCUCCGUCUGCGACAUGGCGCUCAAUUUAAACAAUUACAACCAAAGUGAACAAGUGCUCUACUGCAAAAAGCAUUUCAACGAACUCGUUCUGGCGAAGAACACUCAGACACCGAUUUGAUCGAUGACCAUCUCACUGUCUUCCUCCGCGAACCGCAUGCAGUUCAGAACCUUCUUCACAUGUGCAAUAGUCGCAUGAAGCAUUUGUUCUUUUGUGCUUAUAUAAACUUUACUAGAUGAUAAAAGAUUAGAAUACAAAAUUUGCUCCCUUGUCAAAA